Uloborus diversus is the source of this 1590-nucleotide messenger RNA. RefSeq lists its product as uncharacterized. The transcript has 4 exons. Gene Ontology annotation, molecular function: structural constituent of chitin-based larval cuticle. Gene Ontology annotation, cellular component: chitin-based extracellular matrix. Bases 109 to 783 code for a protein of 224 amino acids. Lineage: Eukaryota; Metazoa; Arthropoda; Arachnida; Araneae; Uloboridae. The record is from RefSeq and is a predicted model, not a curated record.
GAUGGCUCGGACGAUGGUCAGACAUCAUCUCAUCUCGACAUUUGGUCAUCCCCCUGAUCGCUCCCUACUGUACCCGAAGAGUGGAGUAACGGUUAAUAAUCGACUAAGAUGUUCAUAUCUCAGGUUGCUGUUGUUGUGGUAGCUCUUAUGGGCUACGUGUCUGCUGCCGGAUAUGGUGGUGGCGCAGGAGGUUUUGGAGGAGGUAACUUCGGUGGUGGAGGACGAGGCGGUGGUGGAGGAUAUGGUGGUGGAGCUGGUGGAGGAUAUGGAGGAGGAGCAGGAGGAGGAGGUGGAGGAUAUGGCGGAGGACAAGGUGGAAACUACCCCCCACAACCCUACAAUUUCGACUACCAAGCCCGAGACGAACAAGGCAAUGUUCACUACCGCAACGAACAAGGGGAUGCCAGUGGGGCCGUUCGAGGCUCAUACGGGUACACCGACAACCAAGGCCUCUACCGAGUUGUCGAAUAUGUUGCCGAUGCUGGAGGAUUCAGGGCCAACAUCCGAACCAACGAGCCAGGAACUGAUGGCAAAGAGAGUCCCGCUGACGUUCAGCUGACAGCCGAACAGCCACCUGCUGGAAUUCAAGACAAGUACACACGAGUAGGAGGUGGUGGUGGAGGAUACUCUGGUGGAUCAGGAAGCUAUGGUGGUGGAGCUGGUGGUUUUGGAGGCGCUGGAGCUGGAGGUUUUGGAGGAUCGAGAGGCGCUCAUGGAGGUGGAUUUGGAGGAAGCUCAUUCAGAGGUGGCGCUGGCGGUCGAAGCGGCAAAAGCGGAUAUUAGUAUUUAUUAGGAACAACUACUUCUUAGCUAUACAUUUAUAUCCUGGCGGAAUGGUUGCCAUAUAUUACACGCAUUUCAAGUGAUCUUUGUGAAAACUCACACUCUGUUGUAAAUAGUUCAAGUUAAGGUUUUGUAAUGGAGGAACUUGUACUGGUUUUAGCCAAAAUAGGAACUCUGUUUCGAGUUUUGUUAAAGGAUUUGCUUGUGUGAAAGCUUUUCAAGGAACAUUUGGUCUGGGUAUUUCGACCUUGAAGGGUUGUGAUAGGUCUUACUCACUUCUACAGAAGUGGGCAGACUGCUAUCGUAUUCUAAAGCAUUUGUGAUUUUAAAUGUGGUGCUCAAGCCCAUAUAAACGUGCUAGAUGUUGAGGAAAUUGUGAUUGUCAGAGCAUUUAAAAAUUAAUUUAAAAAAGUUCUCUCGAGGACUUUAUAUUACGCUGAAAUAAAUUCAACUAAUUUUCUGAUAAUCAGCAUUUCCCUGAUAUCUAUACAACGUGUUUUGUACAUAAUAUUUUGGAUAUUACUAACAAUUUAAUAAUGAAUUGAUUACUAAUAUCUAAACAAUUACGUACUAUUGCUGUAAUCAGUAUGGGCAUUACGUGUUGGUGGAGAAACUAAUGCAUCUAUGCUUGCAUUUAAAAAGCCAUUCAGUAUUUUGUACAGAACUGGGUGGUUUGCAUUGUUUUCAUUUACUUCUUAAAAGGUUUUGUUAGUGUUUGAUGGAGGGUAAUAUUUCUAUGGUAUUGCAUCUGUGUUGUUGUAUAUUUGUAUGUUUGGUUUCAUAUCAAAUAAAAGCAUGCUAAAAAGA